This is a messenger RNA of Cryptomeria japonica (Japanese cedar), 7272 nucleotides long. RefSeq lists its product as uncharacterized. The transcript is spliced from 2 exons. Gene Ontology annotation, molecular function: GTPase activity; GTP binding. The record is from RefSeq and is a predicted model, not a curated record. Bases 287 to 6955 code for a protein of 2222 amino acids. NCBI's taxonomy places the organism in Eukaryota, Viridiplantae, Streptophyta, Pinopsida, Cupressales, Cupressaceae.
UACAGGUUAGUGGUCAUUCUAGUCUUUUGAGUCUUAUUAGAUGUCUGCAACUAUUUGACUAUGCUCUGCUCAUGCGCUUCGAGCGAUCUUGAGUAGCAGAAAAAAUAAUUGCUAUCGUAUUUUUAGGAUAUUCAAAAGCCAUAACAGUUGUAUCCCGCUGUUUAAUCCAUCCCGAGCCAUUCCAAGUCGCUUCGUCAAAGCUGUAUCAAUUCAUACUGAAAUAUUCUUCUAGCAAUUGCACUGUGCUGUGUCUCUGCGUAAUCUCAUUUUAGUCUGCCAAUUUUCUAUGUCGGAUCUCUCUUCAACCUCAAUGAAAAGAUUUGAAGAAACUGUCCAUGCCAUGAACGAGAAGUCAUCUCUCCCUGAAGAGGAAGAGACGCUCACCAUGCCUGUGUCUGUCGAUGGAGGUAUGAAUGCAAGCGCAUUUGUGCAACCGCUUUCUCCCAAUCUGUUUAGGGUGAUGCGUAUUGUCCCCGACAAGCAAGAUUACAGCUUUGUUGAAAAGAUUCAGCUUCCACAAGAUGAAGUUCUAGGCCUCUGUAAUAAGCUUGUGCCCUCUUCUGCCUCGGCUUACUCGGGUGAGCCCCCCCGGGUUCGUAUCAAUUUCAAUUCACUCAAUCAACUAGGCUUACCGGUGGUCGGGUUCUAUGGAGAUAAGAACAUGCUCAUACGCACUUUCCGCAAGGAAAGUCUUGUGGAUGACUCUGUUCUUGCAAAGAUGGAAGGAGGACUGUUCGAACCAGGAUUCUACGUCAGUCUUGCUGAUAAGGUAAGCUACGCAGUAGUUUUUUACUGGCAUGAAGGUGAGAAAUUGAAGCAGGCUUCUAGAAAAGAUGUGUCUUGCAAUUUUGUCAGAUACCUGGUUGAACUAUGUGAUAGCGUAUAUGUUUGCGUGGAAGGGAGUUAUCCCUUUGAAGCUCUGGCCUCUUCUGCAACAAGCACCAGCUCAAAAACUAAGCGCACGAAAAGGAUUCAAGUCUCCAGUGUGAAGAACUCGGAGAAUGAUGUGGAGCUUUUGCUUGGUUAUAAUGUAAGAAUUGACGGAGGAGCGAAUAGUGAGAAAGUUUUCUUUGAACCGAGUUCAAAUUUUCAAACUGUUAAUAAUAAUUAUGAUGGAACAGCAGUGUUCUGCGAAGGGUAUCACCACUGUUGUUUCCUGACAACAGAGAAGAGAGCUCCAUGGACUUCUAGAAAAACAGAAGAGGUGUCUAUGAAAGCUUCUGGGUUUGGCAAUAUGCUUAAACGCUGGUCGUCGACUUCUAAUGUUGAUUACUCCAGACUGAAUAACAGGGAAUUCAUAGACCUUCUAGAAAAUUGUCAGCCCCAAGAUUUUGAGAUGUACACUAAGUCUAAGAAAUCUCCUGAGACAAGAGAGUCAGCGAUAAACAUUGCACAGUUUCAGAAGUUUGAGAAAUGUUUUCUCAGUGCUAUUCCAGAAUUCUGCCCACAUGUUCUCUUUGUGGGCGGCGAAACAACAGUAGAGCCGAAUUCAUGCUCUGAUGGCGAGAGGCUUAAGCAACUGCAUCAAGAACUUUCAGCUAUUUUAGCAGGGAAAGAUAGUGUUAGCAAUGGAGAUGGGACGUUGCUGCUGCUCGGAUCCGACAUCAAGUUCAAAUUUAGUGACGCUGAGCAUGUGAUUACUGUUGAAAGUUUGGGUCAAGGAAAGCCGACAACGCCUUUUAUCUCUUAUAGACAAGAAGUGCAUGCCAAAUGUUCCAGUAAGUGUACCUGCUCCAGAAAGAUCGACGAAAAUUUGAAGUUUCUACAACCAACAAAAGGCAUGAAAGACUUCCCACUGUCAGGUGAGUUUGUUAAAAUUGAAUUCAUUCCUGUUAGUAAUAAAUCAAAUACUAAGGAGGCAAAGGAUAUUGAAGUGGAGGUUCGUCUAGAGAAUGCCUCUUAUUCUGCAAUCCGUAGUUGGGUAGAAAACGUGGUUCCUAAUGAAUUAACAAGCCUCGAAAAUUAUAUAGUUUUCACUGCCUUCUUGUUGGCUUCUGACAAGUCUCUAGGUCAAACCUUUAUCAAAAACCAUUUGAGCAAAAGAAACAUGCAAAGUCUGCCAUCCUCUUUCACAGUUCCGUUUGAGAAGUUCUGUAGUGUCCACUCCGCUCAGUCCACAUACGAUCUAGAUGCCCUCUUAUCUAAUGACAAUCUCAAAACCGUAUGUUGUGAAGUCUACAAGGACAAUAAACUCAAGUUUUGUGAAAACAUAAAGGAGCUGUGGACUAGUUUGUUUGGUAAAGGGGGAAGUUUUGCCAACAGUCGACUGAGAGACGUGGAGGAUGAGUUUGUAAAGGAACUGAAGAAGAAAAUGUCAGCGUUAAAGGACGACAACUUAGUGACCAGAUUUAUUGAGGAAGUUACUGUUGAACCUCAGGCACGUUCACGUUGGCCAUGGAGUUCUCAGCCCGUGCAACCAGAGCUGAAGGUGAAAUUUUCAACAGUGGAGGAACAUCGGUUAGAGAUUGUUUAUAAAGUAUGUGAGCUGACUCCAAAGAAAAAAGACAUAGAUGAGGCUAAUACUAUCUCCGGGCGUCCAAUUGUUCCAACAUGUGGAGAUCCAGUUGAGUUAGCAGCCAUUAAUCCUCAAAAUGAAAGAUUACACAAAGUUGUCGUCCUCAAGUCCCGAGAGCUGAUUGUUUUUGUUCACAGUAUUAGGGAUUCCUCUAUGUACCUGUACCGUUGUCCCAAGAUUGGUGUCAACAUAAAUGGCAUGGAUCAUCCUAUUCAUACAUUUAGGAGGGGAAUCGAUUUGUUGGCUGUAGAUGAAGCUACCAGAUCUAUCGCUCUCUAUGAAAAAGAGGCAUCAAAGAUUGCAAUAUAUAAGUUUGAUGAGUCAUUUAGAAAGGUCUAUUGGAGUGGAGUUGAGGUCAAUCUGGAAUCAUUUAGUGGGAGCAAGACCAUUGUAUGGAUGCAUUUAAUUCCAGGAAAAAUGGAGCUGCUCCUAGUUGAUGACACCAACCGAGCAAGAGUGGCUGAAAUCCAUGAGAAGCCGAUGAUGAAGGCAAAGCAUAUUCCUCUCCCUUUGCAGCAGCACACUUUGAGAGCAUGCAUUUCUGUUGACGGCUAUUUCUUCCUCGUCUUCAGGCAGUUGCAAAGUCAGAGUGAUGAGAUUCAUGUAAGUCCUGAAAACGUACUUGAUGUUUAUGUUCUGGGUGAUACCAUGAGCUACUUGAAGACAAUCCCUUUGAAUGCAAGAGAAUGCAGUAGUAUAUCUGAUUUGGAACAAUUUGGGGCGAAAUUUACGAAAUUCGGAGCACAAACUCAGCUUUUGCUAUAUAGUCCUGUAGAUGCUCCUGGUAUUAUCUUUUCCCGUAUUGUGAAAUGUUCUUUAGCUAAGGAAGUUAUGCAGUUGCAACAACUAGAUCAGAUUAAAGCUCCAGAAGAUGAAACAGAAAUUGCUUUGUCCUGCCCGUAUUUGGGUUACAUAUAUCACAUUUUUGACAAGUUUGCAACAACACCUAAGUUGUUUCCAGAAGCCAAGAAGCAUAUAACAUUCAAUGUGGUACUGGAAAGUAGCAGAUCAAAUCGCUCCAACAAUGAGGCAUGUCUGAAGUAUUUGAAAGCACUUAUUAGACAACUGAAGGUUGGAAAAGAUAAAGACUUUUCGAGUAUGGAGAUCAGAUUUGAGGUGAAAAAUGAAGAGAAUUGCCCAAUUUCAGCUGCAACAGAGCGGGAGACACAAAUGAAAAUGGGAACGUGGGUUCGCAAGCUCGUUUGCCUCGUUCCCAUCCAAAUAGCUCGUGCAGAAAACAAUGCAAUGGUAGCUCUCAAGGAUGGACUUCAAAUACCCCCUGAUGUUAGCUAUGUGGACAGUGUAUCUCUCUCUAGCUCUAUGCGGUUUGGGUUCUAUGAUGCUGUUCUUAGCAGUUGGAAGGACCAGAUUAAGGUGAUAUCUUCCAUGGGAAAGCAAAGUAGCGGGAAGUCAUAUUUGUUGAAUCAUCUGUCAGGGUCUCUUCUAGAUGUUGCAGGUGGGAGGUGCACAGAUGGAGUGUGGAUGACCAUUGUAACGGGCGAAGAUGGAGAUGGCAGCGGGGGUAGCCGUUGCUUGUAUGUUCUGUUAGACUUCGAGGGGCUUGGCAGCUUUGAGAGAAGCGAACAAGAGGAUAUGCUUCUCUCCGUUCUUAAUGCCGCUGUAAGCAACAUCACAAUAUUCAACAAAAAGGAUUUCCACUUAGAUAAGGACACGGAAUCUGCUUUCAGCCGGUUCCAAAGUGGAAUAAAUUUACUGAAGCAGGACAAAAAGUUAUUUAAAGGUCUAUUCUACAUUGCAAUCAAGGAUGUGGAUAAAUCCGAUGUAGAUGAUCUUAUCCAAGAAUUCUACGACAAGAUAUCACAAAUAUGCAUCAAAUCGCCAGAGAAUUUCAUUUCAAAAAUGUAUGAUGGCAAGGUGGAGAUUGCUGCUAUGGCUCCUUACAAUAAAUCUGAGUAUUAUAAAGAGAGCUUGACUGAGCUAGCAGAAACAGUGGCAAACAGAAUUGAUUUUUGCUAUGAUAAUGGAUUCACCUUUCUGAGGGAUCUGAAGCUUAUUAUAGCUCAAAUUGCAUCCAAAGACUGGACUUCUAUUGACAGCAAGCGAGUUGCUGUAACAGUUGAUAUUCUGAGGAGAAAUCUUUCCCCUGCCGUCCAAAUGGGAUGUCUGUCUGUGACAAAUAAGAAUGAAGAGUUGCGGGUGCUGGAUAAUUUCGACACACAAGAAGAAGUUCCUGAUUUUCCUGUUGUUGUAGGGGAUAUUUCAUGGAACAUCAAAGAUUCGGGCCUCUCUCUUUACCCGGGUACAGAAUCAGCAACUCCGAUUACUGUGAGAGACACUUUAUCCCAAAUCAGGUCAAAACUGGAGAUGGUUUUACCUAGGAAUGGUAGAAGCGGCGACGAGUGGCAUUCUUUGUUCCAGAAGUUCCUAGAGGCGCUGGCAGACAGAAGGCGUGACAGAGUUCAACAAUGGAUAAGUUCAAACACUGUAGACUUCAGUGAUAGUGAUGAAGUGCAAAGGUUGAAGCUAGAGGCCAAUGUAGCUCUUGGCGAAGUAAAGCAAGGCUUAUCAGUUUGUGGAUGCAAAUGUUCCAUUUGCUUUUGGAGAUGUGUGAUGGAGAAGAGCCAUGAUAACCAACAUGAUUGCAUGGGUAGUCAUUCAUGUACAGAAAGUUGCACUUAUUGUGCUCGAGAAGGAAACAUCUUAAGCUCAUGUGGGGAUUUGGCGGGGCAUGAAGGAGCUCAUGACUGCAAAGAGAAAAAUCAUACUUGCGGUGAGAGAUGUUUCUUAUAUGGGACGUCUUUGAAUUGUAAUGAGGUAUGUUCUCUGAGGCCUGGGCACCAGGGCCAGCACAAGUGUAAUUCUCCUCAACACACGUGCAGCACAAAAUGUUCUCUUCCAAGCUGCAAUAAUCCUUGUGCUGUGGCGAUUGAAUCCGCCCAUAAAAGGCAUCAGUGCCAUGAGAGAUACUGUCAAAGGAAAUGUAUGAUUAAUGGGUGCAGCAGGAGAUGUGGAGUUGAAGAUCAUUUCCAUGAUUUGGAUCGAAAUGCAGAGCACUUGUGUGGGAAUGAGCAUGUCUGCACCGAAGAAUGCGAGAUGCUCGGAAUAUGUGAAAUCUUUACUGAGCUUGUGAAACAAACCCGGGUUUUUCAGGGCCAAAGGGGAUCUUUUGAGUAUGAAGUUGUGUCGGAGCAAAAUGGCCUGCGCAAAGGCUGUUGCAUUCCCAUUCCUCCCUACCAAAGAAAUCAUGAAGGUCCGCAUGUUCACACAAGCAAAGACGACUCUGUCCACUACUGUGACACUAGAUGUCAAUCUUGUGGUUACUUCUGCCAGCGCCCAAUAGGUCACUCAGGCUUGCACGAUACAGUGCAUGGAAAUAUGAGAAAUGUAAGAUUCAUUUCAGAGGGCGAAGAUAUUGAUAUUCAAGAUCGCAGGUAUAAAUGGGGAGAGACAGGGAUAGCAGAAAUGUGUAACAUGUAUUGCAAGAAACAGGGUCGAGGACAUAUCCACCUGGUUCCAUGCCCUGGUCAGGUCGAGGGCAAAUGCACCAGAAAUCUCUAUGAUGGUUCGAGGCACGAAACUGUGAGGUAUGGACCUGAUGUGCAUGUUCCAAAAGAUGAGAUGACUCAUGAGACUUUCUGGAAAUAUGUUAGAUUUAAUGAUCCUUGCACGGAAGAAGAGAGGGAAGGGUUUGACCUUUGUAAUCACUUUUGUAAAUCUGAGGAGCAUGAGUCAGGUCCUUCUGCUAAAUCAUAUUGCACCGAGAAACUGUGGCAUCCACCUAUCAAGAGAAGUGGACAGAAUUUGAGCUCUGCAGGGUAUAUAACUGAUGAUGGCCAUCAUUUUCCUUGUGAUCAUUCUAAGAAUGUCCCUCACCAUGUCAUAUUUAUCAUUGACAAAUCGGGUUCGAUGGAAACCUCAGACUGUAUGCCCACCAUGGUAAAGUUUGAUGCACACAAAUAUAGGCUUGGAUGCGUCUACGAGGAUAUUCUGAGGUUUAUGGCAGUCCGACUUAGAACGGUUUCUGAUGAUUCUAUGUCUGUGGUUCUGUUUGAUGAGAGCGCAAUUGUAGCGAUAGAGAUGGAGGAUAUGAAAGAAAGUGUUGUUGAUCGCCUUCUUCCAUAUCGCCCUGGUGCGGCAACUACCUACUCAUCAGGCUUGGAUGCUGCAGAGAAAAUAUUAAUAAAAGGAUCCCGACACCCCUCUGUGAGCGUGAAAAAGCCUGUUGCUAUCUUCCUUAGCGAUGGGGGGAACAAUGGGGGAGGGGAUCCUCUUUAUUAUGUAGGCAGAAUGAAAAUAGCAGAGCCUAGAAUUAUACUUCACACAAUUAUGUUUGGAAAGGAUCCAGCAACGCACAUCUUGAUCGAAAUGGCAAAGAAAGGAGGUGGAACCUUUGAUCAAACAUUAGAUGAGAUUCAGUUGGCCCGUAGCUUUGAGAAUCUGGCUGAAAGUCUCAAACCCCGAGUUGCAGCCUUGAUGUAAGGCACCGCCUGCUUGAUCUGCUUUUUUUGGUAUGUUUACGUACCACCUGCUGCGCCUAUGGAAUCAUCCGUUAUGGUUUUGUGUUGGUUAUAUGUUUUGAACUCUGAUACUUUGCUAGGCCCAGCAUUUAGAUUAUGUACCCUGGGCGCUUCAGAAGCUAAGGUGUAUGAGUCAUGGGCUUUGUUGUAGGUUGCUUAUGUCUCCAUUAAUCAUCUUGUGUGUGGAGCACUGGAAUGAUAUAUUUUUAAUAUGUUUGAAACAUUUUUACAUAAUAAGUAUCUAGAAAUAUAAAUAUCACUAUACUCUUCUACAAGUUU